GCAAUCCCCUAGAAAAACCCAAUCCCCAAAAUGGCCUCGAAGCUUCUAGCUUCACAACUCCGCAAAACCCUAACCCAAACCCCCAUUUCCAAACCCUCCUCCUUCCCCUUCUCCCGCGCCGCCUCCACCGCCGCCGCCGAGGCGUACGAUGAUCCCGAAGGGGUUUCGAUGAAGGGGGUCAGAAUCUCCGGCCGGCCGCUCUACUUAGACAUGCAGGCGACGUCUCCGGUGGACCCCAGAGUCGUCGACGCGAUGCUCCCUUACUACCUCACCCGCUACGGAAACCCCCACUCGCGGACGCACAUGUACGGCUGGGAGUCCGACUCCGCCGUCGAAGCCGCCCGCGCGCAGGUCGCCGACUUAAUCGGCGCCUCCCCUAAAGAGAUCGUCUUCACCUCCGGCGCCACCGAGUCCAACAACAUCUCCGUCAAAGGCGCCAUGCACUUCUACCGCGACAAGAGGCGCCACGUCAUCACCACCCAGACGGAGCACAAGUGCGUCCUCGACUCCUGCCGCCACCUCCAGCAGGAGGGCUUCGAGGUCACCUACCUAGGGGUUAAAUCCGACGGGCUUAUCGACUUGGAUCAGCUCCGGGCCGCGAUCCGGCCCGAUACGGGCCUGGUUUCUGUUAUGGCGGUUAAUAACGAGAUUGGUGUGAUACAGCCGAUGGUUGAAAUCGGUAGAAUUUGUAAGGAGCUGAAGAUUCCGUUCCACACGGACGCGGCGCAGGCGUUGGGGAAGAUUCCGAUAAAUGUGGAUGAGUGGAACGUGAGCCUGAUGUCGCUGAGUGGGCAUAAAGUGUACGGGCCCAAGGGGAUUGGGGCCUUGUACAUGAGGCGGCGGCCGAGGAUUCGAGUGGAGCCUCAGAUGAAUGGGGGAGGCCAGGAGAGGGGGAUAAGGAGCGGCACGGUGCCGACGCCUUUGGCUGUGGGAAUGGGAGCUGCGUGUGAAAUUGCGAGGAAGGAAAUGGAGUAUGAUCAGAAGAGGAUUAGGUACUUGCAGGAGAGGAUGCUGAGGGGGAUUAGGGAGCAGCUGGAUGAGGUGGUGGUGAAUGGGAGUGUGGAGAGGAGGUUUCCGGGGAAUUUGAACUUGUCGUUUGCGUAUGUGGAGGGGGAGAGCUUGCUGAUGGGGCUGAAGGAGGUGGCGGUGUCGAGUGGGAGUGCUUGUACUAGUGCGAGCUUGGAGCCGUCGUAUGUGUUGAGGGCGCUGGGGGUGGAUGAGGAUAUGGCGCAUACUUCGAUUAGGUUUGGGAUUGGGAGGUUUACGACCGAGGAGGAGAUUGAUAGGGCGGUGAAGCUUACGGUGCAGCAGGUUAAGAAGCUGAGGGAGUUGAGCCCGCUUUAUGAGAUGGUGAAGGAGGGGAUCAACAUUAAGGAUAUUCAGUGGUCGCAGCAUUGAGGAGUUUGUGCGAGAGGGAGGGAGUGAAGCGGCUUGUAUGCAUAUGUACUGGUGAGCUGUGGCUGAUCGAGUCGAGAUGGAGAAUUCGAGGUUAAGUUUGCUAUCCUUGUUUGUAAAUGCCUUUGACAGCCCUCCGUUAUAACUGAGUUUUGCAGAAAAGCAGUCGUUUCAUUUCCUUGGUAUGGAAUACGGCCAAGAUAGGUGAAGAUGGAGGUUUAGGUCUAAAAUUUUUAUUUUCUUUAUUUCAGUAUAUGUAUCAUGUUGGAUAGAAUACUUUUUCCACUGCAUGAGUUAUUGUAUGUGGCAAUGAUAAUGUGGUGAAUGCUUGAAUAAAGGUUGGCAGUUGAAUUUUUCCCGUU
Molecule: messenger RNA, 1757 nt
Organism: Argentina anserina (silverweed cinquefoil)
Lineage: Eukaryota; Viridiplantae; Streptophyta; Magnoliopsida; Rosales; Rosaceae
Product: cysteine desulfurase, mitochondrial
Exons: 1
Coding region: 31-1398 (455 amino acids)
Biological process (GO): [2Fe-2S] cluster assembly
Cellular component (GO): mitochondrion; cytosol
Molecular function (GO): pyridoxal phosphate binding; cysteine desulfurase activity
Source: RefSeq, a predicted model, not a curated record